Messenger RNA from Elephantulus edwardii (Cape elephant shrew), 1533 nucleotides. RefSeq names its product transmembrane protein 102 (gene TMEM102). The transcript is spliced from 2 exons. Bases 1 to 1533 code for a protein of 510 amino acids. Lineage: Eukaryota; Metazoa; Chordata; Mammalia; Macroscelidea; Macroscelididae. The record is from RefSeq and is a predicted model, not a curated record.
AUGAGUUCCAUGGUUUGGGGCGUUGCCCCCUGGUGGGGCCCGCCACCUCCCGCCCCAGCCCGACCGCUCACAGACAUAGACUUCUGCUCGGGGGCGCAACUUCAGGAACUGACCCAGCUGAUCCAGGAGCUAGGAGUGCAGGAGAACUGGAGUAACGGACCUCAGCCAGGCCCAGACCUCCUUCAGGCCAAGGACUUUGUUUUCUCUUUGCUGGGUCUGAUUCACCGCAGAGACCCCCGCUUUCCUCCUCAGGCAGAACUCUUGCUGCUUCGUGGUGGGAUUCGCGAGGGUUCCCUAGAUCUAGGGCCGGCUCCCCUGGGUCCCUACACCCGCGGACCGCACUACGACGCCGGCUUCACGCUCUUGGUGCCGGUGUUUUCGUUGGAUGGCACGGGGCCGGAGCUGCAACUGGACCAGGACUCAGGUUCCGUGUGGCUCCGCCUCCCAGAGCUAUUGCGCGGGAGCGCGGUCCGCGAGGCAUGGCUGGACUGCCUGGGACCCCCGGUCUUAGGAGGAAGUGCCUCCACCCACCAAAACCAGAACGAAGGCGAUGCCAAAGAUCCACCAAGCUCUGCAGAUGACCUGCACAGUGACGUCCCUGAGCUCGAGCUGCAGGUGUCUCGGGAAAAACCACCUCCUGACGUUUCAGGGCCCGAGCCGCCUCGGCGUGACGUCACCGAUCUUGGUUCUCCCGCACCACUGGAAACACUGCAUGGUGACUUUACCAAGCCCGCCGUCCAAAGCCAGGCCUUGAAUCCGCCCGAGGCGCAGGAAGAGUGGCCCACAUUAUGUCCCACCCAAGUGGCAGCCUGGUUCUUUGCGUCGCUGGCCACUGUCGCCGAGGCCCUGAUUCCGAUCCCUAGUGCCCCGCGGCUAGUGCACGCAGCGCGCCACGCGGGGUUCACCACGGUCCUCCUGGCCACUCCGGGGCCUCCGCGCCAUCUCCUGCUUUUCGAUUUGAUCCCUGUGGUGUCUGUGGCCGGCUGGCCCGAAGGAGCUCGUAGCCACUCCUGGGCGGGCCCGAUGGCCCCGGAGCCGGCCUCCUUCUACCUGGUGCCCGGUGGCAGCACCGAGCGACCAGGGUCCUCGGGCUGGCAGCUCUGCUUUGCCCGCCAGGAGCUGGCGCUCAAGGUGCGCGUACCGGAGCCGCUGCUGCAGGCACACGCCGCAGCCCAGGCGCUGCUGCGCCCCCUGGUGGCGGGGACCCGAAGUGCGGCACCCUACCUGCUGCGGACAUUGCUCUACUGCGCGUGCGAGCGGCUCCCCGCGCUUUACCUGGCGCGGCCGGAGAACGCAGGGGCCUGUUGCCUCGGGCUGCUGGACGAGCUGGUCCGCGUGCUCGAAGCUGGGGUGCUGCCUCACUAUUUUAUGAACGACCGGAAACUCCAUGCGGGGGACAACGCUGCUGCCCUGCUGGGGGCGCUGGCCCGGCUCCGGGGGGACCCUGCAGGGGCCUUGCGCGCAGCAGUAGAGGAAGCUAAGGCUGCUCGCAAAGGGGGAGGCUUAGCCGGGGUCUGGGGCGGGGCACAUUAA